AUGUUCAAGAAGAGAACGAUAAAGCCUUCUGCGAGCUCGGCAGCAGUCUCUAAACGAAAAAUCGCUCUGGACUCCGAGUCGGACUCAGAGUCUGCUCCAAAAGUAAUUCCCAACGACUUCAAGAAGAGGAAGACUUUCACUGGAGCUACAAGCCGCAAACCCAACAAGGAAGUCACACACAUAAGAGAUGACAAUGAGUAUAAUAUUUCGGAAAACAAUACAGAUGAAUCUGCAUCUGAUACCGCAAAACUGAAAACAGUUGGCUACAUAAAGCCGGUACCGAAGAAUAUAAAAAUCACAACCAUCACAGAUUUCCAGCCAGACGUAUGCAAAGACUUUCUCCAGACAGGUUACUGUGGAUAUGGAGACACUUGUAAGUUUUUGCAUAUCCGUAAUGAGCUGACGAGAACCAAACCUAUUGACAAGGAAUGGGAAACUGUGGACGAUGGAAACAAACCAGCAGAAGAGACACUACCUUUCAAAUGUGUGUUAUGUAAGGAUGACUACAAGUCGCCGAUCAAGACACAGUGUGGCCAUUUGUAUUGUAAGAAGUGUUUCAUGGAUCGGUACAAGAAGAAGAAGCUGAAGUGUUUUAUCUGCGACAAGGAGACUAACGGGAUCGUUGUUCCAGUUCUGGAGUCUGCAUUGAAGAAGAUGUUAGAAUAG
Messenger RNA from Scheffersomyces stipitis CBS 6054, 666 nucleotides. It is a transcript of the gene CWC24, whose product is annotated as U2-type spliceosomal complex subunit. Bases 1 to 666 code for a protein of 221 amino acids. Gene Ontology annotation, biological process: snoRNA splicing. The transcript has 2 exons. The record is from RefSeq and is a predicted model, not a curated record. Gene Ontology annotation, molecular function: metal ion binding. Lineage: Eukaryota; Fungi; Ascomycota; Pichiomycetes; Serinales; Debaryomycetaceae. Gene Ontology annotation, cellular component: U2-type spliceosomal complex.